GAAAUACAUAAGACGAAAAAUUCCACGCUUCUGGAGCCUGGUCCGCUUUGCAAUAUGUGAGGGCCGAUUCGUCGGUGAGCCCGGGAUGGAGCAGUACAAGGUGUUGGGCCACAUUGGCGAGGGGGCCCACGGGGUGGUGCAGCGGGCAUUGCACAGGCCCACGGGCCGCGACGUGGCCUUGAAGAAGCUGUACGUGCGCCGACCCGACGAGCAGGUGCCGAUCCAGAUUCUCAGGGAGAUCAAACUGCUGCAGAAGGUGCAGUGCAAACACGUGAUUAAAUUACUCGAAGUGCUGCCGCAGGGCAUCUGCUUUGUGCUUGUUUUCGAGUACAUGCCCACCGGACUGGCGGAAAUGAUCAAAGACGCGCGCGCUCCUUUGACAGAGGCCCAAAUCAAGAGAUACUUGGAAAUGCUGCUACAAGGAGUCGAAUAUCUGCACGCGCAGUAUAUCAUGCACAGAGACCUGAAACCGGCGAACCUGCUCGUCAGCUACAAAGGCGUUUUGAAAAUCGCCGAUCUCGGCCAGGCGCGUAUGUUUGACGAAAGGGCCACCGAGGAGAGGCCGUACUCGCACCAAGUUGCGUCCAGGUGGUACAGGGCGCCCGAACUGCUCUACGGCGCUAAAGUGUACACCGAGGCUGUUGACUUGUGGGCCGUGGGCUGUGUUUUUGGAGAAAUGAUCACCAAAGCGCCGAUCUUCCGGGGUGAGAGUGACAUCGAACAGCUGUGUGUUGUGCAGAAACUGAUGGGAACUCCAAGCACCAAAGAUUGGUCUCAAUUAGAAUCGCUUCCAGACUACAAUAAAAUAACAUUCCUGCCUAUGAAAGCUGUGCCGUUCGAACAGGUGAUCCCGCGAUGUAGUUCUUCCGCUUUGGAUUUGGCAAAGAGAUUCCUGGUGUAUAAUCCUGAUGCAAGAAUUUCAGCGAAAGCAGCGCUUGAACACAAGUAUUUCUUUAGCAUGCCUCUUCCGUGUCCCAUGCCGGAGAUGCCCAAGCCUUUCGAUGGGCACCGAGAAAAAAUCAAUUCUAAAGAAUGCGACACUGGUGACUCAAGUGGGCUGCUUUUUCAAAAGUUUAAUAAAAUCCAAAUUAAUUGA
Messenger RNA from Cloeon dipterum, 1096 nucleotides. RefSeq names its product cyclin-dependent kinase 20-like. Lineage: Eukaryota; Metazoa; Arthropoda; Insecta; Ephemeroptera; Baetidae. The coding region runs from base 86 to 1096 and encodes 336 amino acids. Gene Ontology annotation, molecular function: ATP binding; protein serine/threonine kinase activity. Gene Ontology annotation, biological process: protein phosphorylation. The transcript has 5 exons. The record is from RefSeq and is a predicted model, not a curated record. Gene Ontology annotation, cellular component: nucleus.